UAAAUCAUUUUUUCUCUUUCAUUCAUCUCCGAUUCUUUCGUUCUCUCUCUCUCUCUCUGAGUUGCGUCUUGGUUGAAUUGCGAACUCAGUGGCAGAACUUCCUCACUAGUUAUUUUCGUUUUUUCACUCUCUAACUUCAAAUUAAUUUAUUUGAAAACCACCAAAGUUGUGUGUGUUGUAUUUCAUGUUUUUUUUUGUCUGUUUUUUAAUUGUUGUGGAUCUAUGAACUAUGAAUCUAAGUAACGGUAAAGGAUCCAUUUCUCCGGUGAUUUCAACUAUGACUAUGAAAUCCGGUGAAACUUCUGACCAGUUUCCGGCGGGUUUACGUGUUCUGGUAGUGGAUGAUGAUCCCACGUGUCUUAUGAUCCUCGAGAAGAUGCUUCGCACAUGUCUUUACGAAGUUACAAAAUGCAAUCGAGCUGAGACUGCACUUUCACUCCUUAGAGAGAACAAGAAUGGAUUUGACAUUGUUAUCAGUGAUGUCCAUAUGCCUGACAUGGAUGGAUUCAAACUUUUAGAGCACAUUGGAUUGGAAAUGGACCUUCCGGUUAUUAUGAUGUCUGCGGACGAUGGUAAAAGUGUUGUUCUGAAGGGUGUAACGCAUGGUGCUUGUGAUUACCUAAUUAAACCUGUUCGUAUAGAGGCUUUGAAGAACAUAUGGCAACAUGUGGUUCGGAAGAAAAAGAACGAGUGGACAGAGCAAUCGGGUAGUGCUGAUGAAGCAGAUCGUCAUCCAAAGGCAUCUGACGAUGCUGAUUAUUCGUCGUCUGCUAAUGAAGGAACUUGGAGAAACUCAAGAAAAAGAAGGGACGAGGAAGAGGAAGCUGAUGAUAGAGAUGAUUCGUCCACGCUAAAGAAGCCACGAGUUGUUUGGUCUGUCGAGCUCCAUCAGCAGUUUGUGGCUGCUGUGGAUCAGCUUGGAAUUGACAAGGCUGUUCCUAAAAAAAUUCUGGAAUUGAUGAAUGUUCCUGGGCUCACGAGAGAAAAUGUUGCCAGCCACCUGCAGAAAUAUCGAUUGUAUCUUCGAAGGCUGAGUGGAGUUUCUCAGCACCAGAAUAACUUGAACAACUCCUUUCUCAGCCCACAAGAGGCAUCAUUCGGGACAAUUUCAUCUAUUAGUGGUCUUGAUCUUCAAACUCUUGCAGCUGCUGGUCAGCUCCCAGCACAAAGUCUAGCCACUCUUCAAGCUGCGGGACUCGGUAGGUCAACUGCAAGACCAGGCUUACCAAUGCCUCUUGGGGAUCAAAGAAACCUUUUCAGCUUUGAAAACCCUAGGUUGAGAUUCGGAGAAGGGCAACAGCAACAUUUGAGCAACAAUAAACCAACAAAUCUUCUUCAUGGAGUUCCUACUAACAUGGAGCCGAAGCAGCUUACCAAUUUGCACCAGUCUGCACAAUCCCUCGGCAACUUGAACUUGCGAGUCGCUGGUUCAUCUUCACAGGGAAAUCCCUUAUUGAUGCAGAUGGCACAAUCCCAACCUAGAGGUCAGAUGCUAAGCGAAAAUACCAGCCCUCGUGUUCCGAGACUACCGAACCCCUUAGGACAGCCUAAUGUAUCAAAUGGAUUUUCCGACGGUCUUCUGGGGAGAAACGGCAUAACUGGUGGCAGCAGACCGCCUGCUUAUAAUCCUCUUGCACCAAGCUCUUCAUUUUUGAGUUUUCCCAUGAAUCAAAGCACUGAAAUGUCUGCUACUAAUUUCCCUCUUGGAAGCACUCCGGGAAUAUCUAGUAUCCCAACCAAAGCCUCGUUUCAUGCGGAAAUUACUUCAGGAAUGAAAGGAUCUGCCGGUUUUCCAAGUUACGAUAUUUUUAAUGAACUACACCAUCAGAAGUCCCGAGAUUGGGGGAUGACAAACACAAGCCUAACAUAUGACUCCUCUCAGCAUGCAAAUCCUUUACACAAUAACAUCGAUGUCUCUCCGUCAGUUUUAGUCCAUCAGGGUUAUUUUUCUACCCAACAAACUGGACAAAGCAGAGAUGCUGCCCCAUUGAUUGGAAAAUCUCCUUUCUCUCUGGGAGAAAGCUCGGAACAUGGUAAUCUCCAAAACGGCGGUCAACACCUAAAUCCCCUUCUCGUCGAAAGCUCAAUAAGGAUUAAGGCUGAAAGAUUUCCCGAUGCAAGCUCCCAGACUAAUCUCUUCCCUGAGCAUUAUGGACAGGAGGAUCUUAUGAGUGCACUUCUGAAACAGCAGGAAGGUAUUGGACAAGCUGAGAAUGAGUUUGACUUUGAUGGUUAUUCUCUAGACAACAUUCCUGUCUAGAAGAGACCUUGAUCAGUUCUUUCUGAUUGCAGUUACCAGUGUAAAUAGUUGCUGUUACAUAUGCACCUUAUCAUUCUGCAAUUAGCUAUUUUGGAACUGAGUCUAAAUUAUUCGACAACAGAAUCCAGUUGAUGUCUAAUAUUCAAAUUUCUGGGAGUAGUGUGUACUAUAAUGGUUUAGUCUGGACACUCAAGAUCUUUUAGUAAUUGAUCAAAGAUGAAUCAACUACGAAAACACGACCGCAUAAAUAUGCACAAGGCAAGGCAUGUGCAAAUUUUGACUGCAAUUGAUAGCAAAAUUUCUAGCAAAAUUUUCUAAUUUUAGGGUGUUUUUUUAAGAGUUUAUGUUGGAAUUUAGGACAGAAUUGCAGAAGCAAGGUUUUGAUACAUCUGCAAACUUUCGUAGGGGUAUUCCUAACUUGAAUAACACAUCAUGAAUGUUUUUUAUUCUUACUUUGUUCGUCUUUAAAUUUUACGUACUUCGAAGUAAAUGACAGCAGUAAGCAUGUAAAUAUUUUUUCAUUUGGUCUGACUAUUCUUUUUCUGGAUGCUUAUGUACCUUGGUUUGGUAGUUGUGUUUUUAUGUUUCAGCUGUGACUGAUAUGCUCUUUUCAUUAUGUUAUGCAUUCUUUGUACAUGAACAUGAAACAUGAUUUGGUA
This is a messenger RNA of Cicer arietinum (chickpea), 2919 nucleotides long. RefSeq names its product two-component response regulator ARR2. Gene Ontology annotation, biological process: phosphorelay signal transduction system; cytokinin-activated signaling pathway. Gene Ontology annotation, molecular function: DNA-binding transcription factor activity; DNA binding. The record is from RefSeq and is a predicted model, not a curated record. Lineage: Eukaryota; Viridiplantae; Streptophyta; Magnoliopsida; Fabales; Fabaceae.